GAUGUGGUAAUUAUUACAACGGUUGCGGCUCAAAUUGUGGAGGUAGCAGCUCGAAUUAUCCUCCCAAGCAACUACUAUUCCUCGAACUGUCAAUCAUCUUGCAGUAAUUUCAAUUGUAAUCAGUACAAUGGACAGUACAUGAAUGGGCAGUACAUCGGUCAGUACAACCCGUGUGCGAGUACCUGCUGCGGCGGAUACAACUCGCUGAAUAGUUGGCCGUCAAUUGGAUCGUCUGUGGUUUACUCUGGCUUCAACAAUGGUUACUACAACCCCUAUACUACCAAUGUUAUUGGAAAUGGCGUUUACAGUAACACGAAUCCACUAACCCAGUUUGGACCUGGUCCAGUGAUCAUUUCAAACGGUAUUCGACGAAGCCCGGUUCCCGCAGCAUUCACCGGCACAGUCAGCAAUGGAGGUCAAAAUUAA
Messenger RNA from Cooperia oncophora, 426 nucleotides. The record is from the annotation of a GenBank genome assembly. Lineage: Eukaryota; Metazoa; Nematoda; Chromadorea; Rhabditida; Trichostrongylidae.